GCAGAAUAACUUUCUCAACGUUUUCUCACCGUUUCUCAGCAUCAAAACAAGAUCCUUCAUUUAAUCACCACAUUCUCCUGAAAUUUUUUGCGAGCUAUGAGUUACAGAAGAGAUGGUCGCUCCUCCAGAUCAUCACUUGUAGAUGGUUUUGAUAGUCUGGAGGAAGGUGGUCUAAGGGCUUCUUCUUCUUACUCACGAGAAAUUAAUGAGCAUGAUAAUGAAAAGGCCAUAGAGAGUUUGCAUGACAGAGUAUCUUUUCUGAAACAAUUAACAGGUGAUAUACAUGAGGAGGUAGAGAGUCAUAAUCAGUUGCUUGAUCGGGUGGGUAACAAAAUGGAUGGAUCAAGGGGUAUGAUGUUGGGAACCAUGGACCGAUUCAAGAAGGUUUUUGAGAAGAAAUCGACACGGAAAACAUGCUCACUUGCAGCUUAUUUCACUUUUGCCUUCAUAUUCAUAUACUAUCUUAUUAGGAUGCUUGGAUAUUUUACACUUGGGUAAAUCAAAUUUUGUUGAAGCUCAUCUAUUUUGUUACACCGUGGAUGAUGGAUGUUCAGAAGUAAAAUCGUGUGGUCCUCUGCUGUAAAAUGUUCGAACGAUUCCAUUUGGUUAGGAGAUGGUAUGAUGUUCACCUGUGAUCACAGAACCUUAUUGCACAUAUGAAGCUUAAACGAAAGUCUAUUGCAU
Molecule: messenger RNA, 684 nt
Organism: Abrus precatorius (Indian licorice)
Lineage: Eukaryota; Viridiplantae; Streptophyta; Magnoliopsida; Fabales; Fabaceae
Product: bet1-like SNARE 1-2
Exons: 6
Coding region: 97-498 (133 amino acids)
Source: RefSeq, a predicted model, not a curated record